Molecule: messenger RNA, 2929 nt
Organism: Oncorhynchus mykiss (rainbow trout)
Lineage: Eukaryota; Metazoa; Chordata; Actinopteri; Salmoniformes; Salmonidae
Product: protein delta homolog 2-like
Biological process (GO): heterophilic cell-cell adhesion; establishment or maintenance of epithelial cell apical/basal polarity
Cellular component (GO): plasma membrane; protein-containing complex
Molecular function (GO): calcium ion binding
Source: RefSeq, a predicted model, not a curated record
AUUGAUUCCUGACAUCAAGGCCAGUAAGACAAGCUUGAGUCUCUCUGUUGAGGUGAUACUGAGCAACUUUUCCGUUCCUUGAAGGAACACUGGCUUUGGAAAAUGUUCGAGGGUUAAACUAAGGUUUCUGUGUGGUUUGACGCUGACAGAAAAACACUUGCCGGGUGUUUAAUGGACAAUAUAAUAUCCACACAACCAGCUUAGCUAUCUGAUAUUCCAUACAGCCGCCAGAGCAGUCUGACACAGAAUCAAUCAGAGAACGUGGAUGGCAAGAGUUUGAGGACUCUGUGCACUGGAAAGGAAGAGUGGGUGAGUGAGUGAGUGAGUGAGUGAGUGAGUGAGUGAGUGAGUGAGCUACAGGAGAGCGAAUGGUGGAGUCAGUGAGUGAGCACUUAUCGUCCGUCCCCGGGGACAGAAACUUUCCACCAGCGCAAUCCAACAACUUCUGUUCAAAGACCCCGAGAGCUGGUGGCUGCUGUCUGUUUUCUCUCUCUCCUUCUCCUCUCACUUUCUUCCACUUGGAGGGGCAAUAAAUAGCCACAGGUGUGUGGAACUGCCAUCUAAUCUGAACUUCAUUUAACACGGCCACAAACAAGAUAUCCGGCAAAGGCGAAAGCUGUGACCCUCCCUCACUCUCUCUCUCUCAGCUCAAUGAGGAAGUGAAAAGAGUGUGUGGCCUGGAGAGUCAGGUCUGCACCCAGAGGAGAGGGUGAGGCGUGGAGCAGCCAGAGAGGGUGUGAAGUGGGGUGGACGUGUGUCUCCUUGUUGUCCAGCUAGAGGGGGAGCAGUGGCUUCUCCAGCCUGUCUGCAGCUCACCACACAUUAAAAUAACCCAACACCCACCAGAGGGAGGCUGCUGCCCAGUGGGUGUGAGAGGACUGGACACACUUCAAGAGAGGAGCCCACCACCAGACUGAUAGAUUGGAGUGUAAGAGCACACUACGGGAGAGCUUUUCUCUACUUUUACAGAGUGAAGGACUGAGAGGAGUGUAUUUGCAUAACAAGAUCCCCUUUGCACCAUGCCUCUGAGAGACUCAGUCACGCUGCUGCUCUGGAGUUGCUGCGUACUACUGCUUGUCCACCAAUGCGAGGGUCAAGUUCUAAAUUGCACGUGUAAUGUGACCAACAGUCGGUGUGAGGAGAAUGCGGUGUGCAGCUGUGACCCGGGUUGGGAGGGGCAGCAGUGCGACGUCUGUGUUAGAAUGCCAGGCUGUGUCCAUGGAUCAUGUCACCAACCCUGGCAAUGCACAUGCGAGCCUGGAUGGACGGGACGCUUCUGCGACAAAGAUAUCCAUGUGUGCACAAAUGAGGCCCCUUGCCAGAACGGUGCCACUUGUUACACGAACAUUUCAGGGGAAUACUCCUGCCUCUGCCCCAAUGGAUUUUACGGGAGGAACUGUGAGCACAAGACAGGACCCUGUCAUAAGAUCGGCAAGUCUCCAUGUAAGAAUAGAGGGCAGUGUGAGGACAGUAGCGGCUAUGCACCAGAACUCUCCUGCCGCUGCCUGGCAGGCUUCAGUGGGCCGCGCUGCGAGACCAACAUGGACGACUGCCUGAUGCGUCCCUGUGCCAACGGUGCCACCUGCCUGGAUGGCAUCAACCGCUUCUCCUGUCUCUGUCCCGAGGGCUUCACGGGCCGGUUCUGCACCAUCAACCUCGAUGACUGUGCCAGUCAGCCCUGCCUCAACGGAGGGCGCUGCCUGGACCGCGCCAGCACCUUCCACUGCCUCUGCAAAGCUGGGUUCACUGGCAGGACCUGCGAGGUUCCCCUACGGAGCCCAGAGAGCCAAUCACCCAUCAGGAGCUCCCAUGGCUGGGCUGGGGGAGGAGAGGGCUGGGGCAGGGUGACUCAGGCCAGGCCAGACCAGAUCACAACAGGGGGGAACCAUUCUCAGGGCAUCAGUAACAGUAAUAGUGGAGACAGGCUGCUGAAGAUCUCUGUGAAGGAGGUGGUGACCCAGUGGGGGUCGUCUGGCCUGUCAGAGGUGCAGCUCAUCACCUUGCUGGUGCUGGGGGGUAUGACGCUGGGCGUGGUGGCUCUCACAGCUAGCCUGGUGCUGAGGGGGCAUUGGCAGGACCGCUGUGCCAGCUGCCGGUGCGGUCCCAUCCUCCGCCUGCACCCGGUGCGACACAUAGACUGCCAGCCGACCCCGCAGAGCCACCUAGUCACAGUGGAGCAGGAGUGUAAGAUCAGCUUCCUGCACACGCCCCCCGAACUGGAGAAGAAGAAACUGAACACUGAGGUGAUUUAGGCUAGAUUUACCAUCUCCAUAGCCCUGAACACAGGACAGGAGCAGAGAACAGACUGCUUUCAGCAGAGGGAAAGCCAUGCUCUAAAUCCCAGUCCUGCCUCCAUGACUGACUGUCUUCAGUACUGACAGUCAAAAUACCGACAACAUACCAAUCUAGGUAUCGAUACCUAGAAAGCCGCAGGACCAAGAAGAGACCAGUGGGUAUGUUCAAGGAGAAAUGGUAGGAGAAUGUGUUUGACACUCCUAACAAAAAGAGCAUAGUCCUAAUAUGACGGAUUAUUGCUUGACCACAGGGGUAAGAGGUGCAUAACGAUAAAAUAUACUCAAGUUUUUUGGUGACUUUUGUCACGGACAAUUAAUGUGUAAUUUCUCCAUUCUCAAAAUCUGCUGUUGCGGUUACUUGGCAUGAACUGCAUGUAAGAUAGGCGUACUGACAGACAGCUUUGGAAUGUUAGCCGAGACAAUGCCCUUGCCAUGUCAACCAAAUUGGUGUACCGGUAUUUGUCAAUGCUGUUGUAGUCACAAUAUUAGGCCAAAAUGUUAGACUUGAAUGCAGAUGUGCAAUCCGCCCAUUUACAGUGGGGAGAACAAGUAUUUGAUAACAUGCAAAAUCGGCAGUGUUUCCUACUUACAAAGCAUGUAGAGGUUUGUAAUUUUUAUCAUAGGUACACUUCAAC